GGAGCAGUAGGUGUGAGCAAAGGUAGAGAUGUCGUCUCUUUCUCUGCUCUCUGCUCUUCUCCUUCUAUCUUCUCUCCUUCAGGCCAGUGUGGAUGAAUCUUUUAGGGACUGUUCUCAGUUCCUCUACCACCAGAGACCCCCCCGGGGCGUGCGGCUAGAGGGUCUUCACACUAUCUGUCAGCGCUAUGACGAUGAGCCACGCUACGCAACCCUGUAUGAUCCUGCCCGCCACAUACCUCUCUACUCUGCCUACACAUUCAAAGGCUCCACUGGAGAGAAGACAGACAGUCAUCCCUGGAUGUAUGAACCACAGCUCUUAAGCACAUCAGAAACAGGAAACAUGCAGCCUUUUCGUCAAACUGGAGCUGACCAACAUUUGGAGCAGACUCAGGCUGUAUUAGCUGACUAUACUGAUGCUUUAAGCUAUGAGCGUGGUCAGCUCACCCCAGAUCAGCACCAGUCCAGCCCAGCGGACAAGGCUGCCACCUACACCCUAACUAAUGUGGUGCCCAUAACCGGAGAGUUUCUCCGAAACCACUGGGAACCAUACCUGGACACCAUCCGCCAGCGCCUUAACAACUACUGCCGCGGCACGGCCUACAUAGUGACCGGAAUCACUACUGCUGGACGUGCUAUACGAAGGGGCAACAUCAACCGAGUGACCAUUCCCAAACACAUCUGGUCUGCUUAUUGCUGCCCUGACUUUGAUCCUGGUGUGCCAUAUGAUGUUCGCUAUAAGUUUCCCUCUUAUGCUGUGUAUGGCCUAAAUGAUGUUCUAGAUAACUAUGUUAAUGAGGUUUCACCAAAAAGGCUGGAAGCACUGGUUAGAAGAGAGAUGCCAGUGGAUCAAGACUUUCAGCUCUUUCACAGUAACUGUAUACCAGCGGUGUAAAUAUGCAGAUUAUAGAAACAUGUAUUCCUUGCUUCAAUAAUAGUUCAAUUAAAUACCUUCAAUUAAA
This is a messenger RNA of Pygocentrus nattereri (red-bellied piranha), 959 nucleotides long. Its product is annotated as endonuclease domain-containing 1 protein-like. The transcript has 2 exons. The coding region runs from base 29 to 892 and encodes 287 amino acids. The record is from RefSeq and is a predicted model, not a curated record. Lineage: Eukaryota; Metazoa; Chordata; Actinopteri; Characiformes; Serrasalmidae. Gene Ontology annotation, molecular function: metal ion binding; hydrolase activity; nucleic acid binding.